AUGAAGAAAGAUAGCGGCGCUGGACAGAUAAGGGGAACACUCCCCGACAAAACGCACAUAGAAAAGUACCAUGCAAACCCAUUCACGAACUCGAAAGAAGAUUACUACAAUGAGAAAACAUUGAGAAUAUUAUGUUCCAUACUGCUAUCUAAGAAUAUAAAAAGGGUAGACUGUGUACUGCUCGAUUUGCUGUUUCAUUUUUUUGUAAAAAUGGUUAAAACGAUUGGAAUGAAUUGCAGGAGGUUCUCUUCCCUCAGAGGAAGUGUUGUUGUGAAUUACAUCGACAUAAAGCAUUGCACCAAAUUGGCCUUAAGUAAUUUGUACGAGGAAAUUUACACGUUGAGCAAUCUUAAUGACCUCUUUGAAGGUUCCUCAUUUGAAGCUGAAGAACAGGACGAUACCGCUAGGAGCAAAAAUUAUAAUUAUAUCAACGUUUUGCAAGACUCGUACUUAUACUACAAACAGCUGUGUAUGAAACAGAGGGAAAAGUACGACUCGAUGGAGAACUUCGAUGGUACCAACCCUUUGGACAGUCUUCACAAUAUGGCCAACUUGAACUAUCUCAACAUUGGGAACAACUCUUCAUCGAAUGAAAAUGUGAAUGUUUUAUUUUUAAAUGAAAAUAUCGAUAUUGAGAAGUACAAAGAAAUUAUGGCAUUAAGGAAAAAAUAUGUACAUGAUCAUAUGCCGAUUAUUCCACUGUCGCUAAAUCGGAAAGAAAAAAAAACGGGACUUUACAAUGAAAAAGCGGAUUAUUACGAGGAGUUCUCUUCCUCCCAUAGCUCUUCCUCCAAGUCGUCAUUGUCUUCGUCAUCCGAAUCGUCUCCUCCCUCCAGUGAUGAUUUGGAGUUCUUCCACCACAUGAACGAAAACGUCCGCGAGGGGCAGAAGCUUGAGAGUGACACAAAGGAAGACAUGGGGCAGGAGAAGAUGAACGAAUUGGGGUUGAGGGAGCACCUGAAGAAUCAUUCAUUUUUUAAUAAAGAUGGAUUACUAUUAAGAAGCCACGGAUGGUUAGCAAAAGACACCACAGGCGUUAUAAUACUACUUCAUGGAAUUCAAUGCCAUGCGAGACUAAACUUCUUAAGACAGCAUGUAGAGGUAGUAAUCGACGAUGACGUUAUAGUGAAUGAUGAAAAUAAUGGCUAUGUUUAUGAAGGUAGCUGCACACAAUAUUUUAGUAAACCUGGGUAUUAUUUCUGUGGAUUAUAUUUAGGAGGUUACUGUGUAUGGUGUGGCUCAGAGAAGCUGAGAAAUAAUGUAAAAGAGUUUGAUGAUUUCACCUAUGAUGUAAUGCAGUAUAUUGAGAACCUUCAGGAUAGCUUAAAUGUUUGUAAUGUUUAUGAUGAGGAGGGAUCUGAGUUUUCCAUUGCGGGAUGA
Plasmodium inui San Antonio 1 is the source of this 1380-nucleotide messenger RNA. RefSeq lists its product as hypothetical. The coding region runs from base 1 to 1380 and encodes 459 amino acids. The transcript is spliced from 2 exons. The record is from RefSeq and is a predicted model, not a curated record. Lineage: Eukaryota; Apicomplexa; Aconoidasida; Haemosporida; Plasmodiidae.